This is a messenger RNA of Nomascus leucogenys (northern white-cheeked gibbon), 2162 nucleotides long. RefSeq names its product LCK proto-oncogene, Src family tyrosine kinase (gene LCK). The record is from RefSeq and is a predicted model, not a curated record. Lineage: Eukaryota; Metazoa; Chordata; Mammalia; Primates; Hylobatidae. Bases 95 to 1714 code for a protein of 539 amino acids. Gene Ontology annotation, molecular function: signaling receptor binding; non-membrane spanning protein tyrosine kinase activity; ATP binding. Gene Ontology annotation, cellular component: extrinsic component of cytoplasmic side of plasma membrane. The transcript has 13 exons. Gene Ontology annotation, biological process: innate immune response; protein phosphorylation; cell surface receptor protein tyrosine kinase signaling pathway.
UCAGAGGGAGCACCGGUUUGGAGCUGGGAUCCCCUAUUUUAGCUUUUCUGUGGCUGGUGAAUGGGGAUCCCAGGAUCUCACAAUCUCAGGGACCAUGGGCUGCGGCUGCAGCUCACACCCGGAAGACGACUGGAUGGAAAACAUCGAUGUGUGUGAGAACUGCCAUUAUCCCAUAGUCCCACUGGAUGGCAAGGGCACGCUGCUCAUCCGAAAUGGCUCUGAGGUGCGGGACCCACUGGUUACCUACGAAGGCUCCAAUCCGCCGGCUUCCCCACUGCAAGACAACCUGGUUAUCGCCCUGCACAGCUAUGAGCCCUCUCACGACGGGGACCUGGGCUUUGAGAAGGGGGAACAGCUCCGCAUCCUGGAGCAGAGCGGCGAGUGGUGGAAGGCGCAGUCCCUGACCACGGGCCAGGAAGGCUUCAUCCCCUUCAAUUUUGUGGCCAAAGCGAACAGCCUGGAGCCCGAACCCUGGUUCUUCAAGAACCUGAGCCGCAAGGACGCGGAGCGGCAGCUCCUGGCGCCCGGGAACACUCACGGCUCCUUCCUCAUCCGGGAGAGCGAGAGCACCGCGGGAUCGUUUUCACUGUCGGUCCGGGACUUCGACCAGAACCAGGGAGAGGUGGUGAAACAUUACAAGAUCCGUAAUCUGGACAACGGUGGCUUCUACAUCUCCCCCCGAAUCACCUUUCCUGGCCUGCAUGAACUGGUCCGCCAUUACACCAAUGCUUCAGAUGGGCUGUGCACACGGUUGAGCCGCCCCUGCCAGACCCAGAAGCCCCAGAAGCCGUGGUGGGAGGACGAGUGGGAGGUUCCCAGGGAGACGCUGAAGCUGGUGGAGCGGCUGGGGGCUGGACAGUUCGGGGAGGUGUGGAUGGGGUACUACAACGGGCACACGAAGGUGGCGGUGAAAAGCCUGAAGCAGGGCAGCAUGUCCCCGGACGCCUUCCUGGCCGAGGCCAACCUCAUGAAGCAGCUGCAACACCAGCGGCUGGUUCGGCUCUACGCUGUGGUCACCCAGGAGCCCAUCUACAUCAUCACUGAAUACAUGGAGAAUGACACACUUCUAGACUCCCAGUUGGAGGAGAAGGGUCUGGGGGCCUCCCCCUGGGGCAACUUGGGCCAGCAACUCUUGCUUCUGCCCACAGGGAGUCUAGUGGAUUUUCUCAAGACCCCUUCAGGCAUCAAGUUGACCAUCAACAAACUCCUGGACAUGGCAGCCCAAAUUGCAGAAGGCAUGGCAUUCAUUGAAGAGCGGAAUUAUAUUCAUCGUGACCUUCGGGCUGCCAACAUUCUGGUGUCUGACACCCUGAGCUGCAAGAUUGCAGACUUUGGCCUAGCACGCCUCAUUGAGGACGACGAGUACACAGCCAGGGAGGGGGCCAAGUUUCCCAUUAAGUGGACAGCGCCAGAAGCCAUUAACUAUGGGACAUUCACCAUCAAGUCGGAUGUGUGGUCUUUUGGGAUCCUGCUGACGGAAAUUGUCACCCAUGGCCGCAUCCCUUACCCAGGGAUGACCAACCCGGAGGUGAUUCAGAACCUGGAGCGAGGUUACCGUAUGGUGCGUCCUGACAACUGUCCAGAGGAGCUGUACCAACUCAUGAUGCUGUGCUGGAAGGAGCGCCCAGAGGACCGGCCCACCUUUGACUACCUGCGCAGCGUGCUGGAGGACUUCUUCACAGCCACGGAGGGCCAGUACCAGCCUCAGCCUUGAGAGGCCUGGAGAGGCCCUGGGGUUCUCCCCCUUUCUCUCCAGUCUGACUUGGGGAGAUGGAGUUCUUGUGCCAUGGUCACACGGCUUAUGCACAUAUGGACUCUGCACACGAAUCCCACCCACAUGUGACACAUAUGCACCUUGUGUCUGUACACAUGUCCUGUAGUUGCGUGGACUCUGCACAUGUGUCUUGUACAUGUGUAGCCUGUGCAUGUAUGUCUUGGACACUGUACAAGGUACCCCUUUCUGGCUCUCCCAUUUCCUGAGACCACAGAGAGAGGGGAGAAGCCUGGGAUUGACAGAAGCUUCUGCCUACCUACUUUUCUUUCCUCAGAUCAUCCAGAAGUUCCUCAAGGGCCAGGACCUUAUCUGAUACCUCUGUAUGCUCCUCCUUGGUGCCUGGCCUGGCACACAUCGGGAGCUCAAUAAAUGUCUGUUGAUGACUGUU